Stegastes partitus (bicolor damselfish) is the source of this 2577-nucleotide messenger RNA. RefSeq names its product zinc-binding protein A33-like. Gene Ontology annotation, molecular function: protein binding; zinc ion binding; ubiquitin-protein transferase activity. Lineage: Eukaryota; Metazoa; Chordata; Actinopteri; Pomacentridae. The transcript has a single exon. The coding region runs from base 797 to 2287 and encodes 496 amino acids. Gene Ontology annotation, biological process: protein ubiquitination. The record is from RefSeq and is a predicted model, not a curated record.
AAAAACCCAAUGGGAGGCUCUGGAAAGGCGGCCAUCUGCCACGACCAGUUGGGGUGACAGUGGGGAAUGGGGGGUGAGAAUAGUUAAUCAAAUCAAAGCACCUCCAAAAUCCAGCAAGGACUGCUUCAAUGACAACUCUUCCAAUGAUGAAUUAUAAAGAGAUGGAUGACAAAGAAACAAGUCAAGCAUUUAUGUUCAUGGAUGUCCAUGAACCCCUGGGUGGAUGACGACGUCUACAUAACAGACACCCUUGUGCGCCCUUGUAGUCUUGCAGAGAGGGAAAGCAUGAAUUGGCCUUUACAAAACUCUGUUUUCUUGAAUUUCUUGGCGAUGACUCCACCAGAUGUUUUACAUAUGCUUAUUCACAUGACCACAGCGACUUCAUCAGGACUACCUUCUGCUUACCAUCCAUCUGAAUGGUCGAUAAUGUGCCUACUAUAAGGUGGAGGAGGUGCCAGCUUCAUACAGUUUUUAUCCAUUAAGACUAAAACAGCAAACAACUCACUGAAUUCUCUGUUCGUGUCACCAAAAGGGAAGCAUAAUGUGAAAAAAAUGUAAUAAAAAAAUUCCCUGACUUAUACAGUGUUAUUUCAGGAAUAAGAGGAACUGACAGCCUCCACCCAUUUGCUGACUAUCAGACAUUGGCCAGGAAACACAGUUUAUUUGUUGAGAGCGAAGACACCCAGUGAAAGACAAACAACGGAACACGCAACGAGUUCCACCGAGGCGACAAAGAAGGAGAGACUGGGAUUACCCACUGGCUUCCGGUGAAGAGUCUUCUAAGCGUCCUCUAGAAAUGGCUUCUGGAAUUUUAAAAGCAGAAAUUGACUUUUCUUGUCCAAUCUGUCAAGACAUCUUCAACGAUCCUGUCGUGCUGUCAUGUAGCCACAGCUUCUGUAAAGACUGUCUGCAGCGCUGGUGGUCAGAGAAGACGAUUCAUGAAUGUCCAGUUUGUAAAAGAAGAUCUUCAAGGAGUGACCCACCGUCCAAUUUAUCACUGAGGAACGUGUGUGAAGCUUUCUUACAGGAACAACAGAAAGCUUCUUCAAAGCCUGAGGCUCUCUGCAGUUUGCACUCAGAGACUCUGAAACUCUUCUGUCUGGAUCAUCAGCAGCCGGUGUGUGUCGUCUGUCGAGACGCAAAAACACACAAGAACCACAGAUUCAAACCCAUCGAUGAGGCUGCGAAGGACUACAAGAGAGGACUCAGCAGUCGUCUAAAACCUUUACAGGACAAACUGGAGCGUUUUCAUGAGGUAAAACUCAUCUGCGAUGAUUCAGCGAGACGAAUUAAAGAACAAGCACACCUCACAGAGAAACUAAUACGGGAAGAGUUUGAAAAGCUUCACCAGUUCCUCCAAAAGGAAGAGGCUGCCAGGAUCACUGCACUGAGGAAGGAAGAGGAGCAGAAGAGUCAGAUGAUGAAGCAGAAGAUUGAGGAGCUCAGCAGAGAAAUAUCAGUUCUGUCAGAAACAGUCAGAGCCACAAAGGAGGAUCUGAGAGCUACAGACGUCUUUUUCCUGCAGAACUACACAACCGCAGUGGAAAGGAUCGAGCAGCGCUCCCGAAUGAAUAAUCCACAGCUGGUCUCUGGAGCUCUGGUUGACGUGGCCAAACACCUGGGCAACCUGACCUAUGAUGUCUGGAACAAGAUGAAGCAUAAGGUCUCCUAUUGUCCUGUGAUCCUGGACCCCAACACUGCAGAACCAAACCUUAGAAUGUCUCAGGAUCUGACAGUUGUGAUACGUCAAUACACAAAGGGUUGGGCUCCAAGAAAUCCAGAGAGGUUUGAGGGCUAUCUCACAGUUCUGGGCUCGGAGGGCUUUGACUCAGGGACUCACAGUUGGGUGGUUGACGUUGGAAAUAAUGCAGACUGGGCAGUGGGUGUGAUAGGAGAGUCUGUCCAGAGGAAGGCAGAAAUGCCGACUGGAUGCUGGAGUGUUUGGUUCCAUGGUGGUAAAUACAGAGCGUUCUCACCAACAGUGAAAGACAAAGCUCUCUCAGUGAAAAAGCCGCUGCAGAGGAUCAGAGUGCAUCUGGACUGCAAAACGAAGAAAGUGACAUUUUCUGAUCCAGAUACAAACACAACAAUGCACACAUUCCCAGUGACACUUACUGAGAAGCUUUUUCCCUUCAUCAACACACAAAAUGCUGUUCCACUGGAGAUAUGCCCAGUCAGAGUGUCUGUGAAGUUAGACGAAGGUGAUUUUGUUACCAGAAGACGGUUAUUAGAUGGAUUAGAAGGUCUAACCUCUGCUAUUGUGUCAUUUGUUUUUGGAGAAAUAUAGUAAGAGAACAUCCACUGUUCUGUUUUAAUCAUGAGUGUCUAUAUGUGAUCUCGCUGGUAGACACCCUCUACCAGCUGUUUCAAAAAUACACACUUGUGUAAAAUUUUGUGUAAAAGAUGUAAGUUUAGAGCAUUUUAAUGAAAGUCAAGGUUUGAUUUGUUUAAUUUGAGUUUGCACGUUUAACCCUAAUGCACCCAUUUCUCACUGUUUUGAAUUUGCCACCUUUGAUGAUGAUGAUGAUGAUGAUGAUGAUGGUGAUGGUGAUGGUGAUGAUGGUGAUACUGUUGAUG